AUGGCCGCAAAGUUGGACGACUACGUGAUCCAGCGACGGCUGGCGCCCGCGCUGUUCGGUGACGUGCUCCUGUGCCAGCACAAGCCUUCGGGCGACCUCGUGGCCGUGAAACGCGUGCUACAGAGCGCCGCGCGCGCCCAGCGCACGCUCGCCAGCAACAAGAAGGUGCACGAGAACGUGGCGCUCGAGCGCGCGCUGUGCCGCGAACUCCAGCGCGCCGGCGGCCACGAGAACGUGCUGGCGCUGCGCGACGAGAUGGAGAUCGACGGCUACGUCUACCUCGUCUCAGACUUUUGUGCACGGGGCGAGCUCUACGAGCUCGUGAGCGCCGCCGACACCGGCCACCUCCCGGUCGCGCUCGUGCAAAAGUACGGGCGCCAGAUCGCGCGCGGCGUCUCGUUCUUGCACGCCCACGGCUUUGCCCACCGCGAUUUGUCGCUCGAGAACGUGCUCGUGACUGACGACGACCAGUGCCAAGUGUGCGACUUUGGCCUCGCUGCGUCCACGGCCCAGCGCAGUCGCGAGACUGUUGGGAAGCUCUUUUACAUGGCGCCCGAAGUGCUCGCUGCAGUGCCGUACCGCGCGGCCAAAGCCGACGUCUGGUCGCUCGGUGUCAUGCUCUUUAUCAUGUUAGUGGGGGCCCCGCCAGUCGAGACGGCGUCGUCUAUGGACGCGCGCUUCCGCCUCAUUACGAACAAGGGCGUGCGGCAACUCCUGGACCGGUGGGGUCUUACACAGGACCUCCCAGCUGCAGCUGUUGACCUGCUUGCUGCGAUGCUGGAGGUGGACCCGGAGCAGCGCAUUAGCAUGGACCAAGUCGUGGCGCAUCCGUUCUUACGGAGCGCCAGCAGUAGCUCUAGUGGAGCUGUUGUGGCUCCUUUGCAGCAGGUUGAAGCCCUCGAGGGGCAGCAGAUACGGACCUCGUUGCCAGUCAAGUGCGCCCCACAGCAGCCAGUGACGCCACUGUCCUCGUCGGUGCCGGUUACGUCCAUGUACGUGACACGUCCCGAGUCGGACGGCAUUGCACGCGGCAGCUGCCGCCUGCUGUUUCACAAGAUCCACCGAUUUUUUUCCCGCCGCCGCAAUAAGCGCGUCAUGGCUGUAAACCGCAGUCAGCCUGUGUCUUCGACGCGGGCAGUUGUCAAGCGUCUCGUGUGCGGCGCGUGA
Molecule: messenger RNA, 1167 nt
Organism: Peronospora matthiolae
Lineage: Eukaryota; Oomycota; Peronosporomycetes; Peronosporales; Peronosporaceae
Source: the annotation of a GenBank genome assembly